CGAACGAGAUAUUAUUUUUAUUUAAAAGAUAUUACUAAGAAAAGAAAUGUCAAGUUUAAUUUUUUCCGGCACAUUCAUAAUCAAUAUAAUUGUUUUCAAGAAUCAGAACCUUCAAAAAACAUAAGUAUUUCGUUAGAGAAAAAAAGUCCUAUAAUAAUUCUACCUAUUCCUAAGCAAUCUACUCAAAUUUAUAAGGGAGGGCUUCCUCGCGGUGCAGCUUUUUAUGAUAACAACGAACUUCUUGCAGUUUUUGAUGCAUGCGUUUCUACAGGCGAUUUAGAUAGAGGAUAUAUUUUAAUGGAACGUCUUUCAUAUGAAGCUGAGCCGUCUUUUAUUAUCCAAAUUCAUAAUCGAUAUCUACAAGCUUUAGUUGAUAAAACUAAAAAAACAGGUGAUUUUGAAAGUGUCAAUAAAUGCUUUCAUGAUUUAGAAAAAAAAUACAAUAUUAUUGGAGAUGAAACAACAUUUGCUCUUAUGCUAAAAGCAGCGUUAUAUAUUAAAGAUAUAGAAGAAUCUAAAAUCACAAUUAAUGGAUUUAAUAAAUUAUGGCACUUAAAAAAAAAAGAAAACAUAGGAAAAAUAUUUAAUGAGAGUUCUGUUUUAGAUCAUCAAGAAAUACUAAAGAUUUUCAAGAUUAUGAAUAUCAAUUUCUCUGAGCUAAAACAAGAAUAUCGUCAUAUACUAAAAAAAGCAAUAGAUGCUGACAAAGAAGAAAGCACAAAUACUCAUUUAUUUCAUCCUCUUGAAAAUGUUCCAGAGUUGCUUUCUACAUGUGUUUCUGGCCCAGGAUUACAACUACUUAAAAAAACUUUAAGACCAUUAACAGACCCCAAUAUAGAAAUAAAUUAUGACAUUGAAGAUAUUUCCGAGGAUCUCAAUUCUACUUCUUUUAACAUGGCUCGUCAAAGACUACUAGAAAACAACGCAUUAGAUACUGCUUUAGAAAGGUGGAAAUGGGACCAUGAACAAUUAAUACAAAGAGGAGGCUUUAGUUUCAGCAAAACUCUUAAUCCUUUAUUAUUUGAAUGGCAUUCUCUUAUGAUUCCCUUAAUAAAAGAAGAAAUCGAGCGUUGUAAAAAUGCAAUCAAUGAUCUUUCAAAUAAAAAAAAAUUAAAUAAUGAAGGAGUGGACAGAUUAUCAUAUGGGCCUUUUAUUCAGCUUCUUUCACCUGAAAAAUUGGGCACAAUAACUAUUUUGGAAAUCCUUAGACUUCAUUCUACUGGCGGAAUUGCUCAAGGAAUGAGAACUGCAAGAGCAAUUCUCAGUGUAGGGAAAUCUAUAGAAAAAGAAUAUGCAUCAGAACUUCUAAAGAAAAAUAAGAACAUACUUGGGAAAGAUAUUAAUCUUUCUCAAAUUUUUGGAAAUCCUAGACAAUUUCAAAGUGCAUUAUAUAAAACACAAAAUAAUGUUGAUUUUGAGAUAGAUCCAAAAUGGCCUAUGGCUGUUAAAGCAAAAAUUGGCUCUAUAUUAAUUUCCAUACUCAUGCAUGUCGCAAAAAUAGAUGUAGUUGCUGAAGUAGAAAAUGAAAAUAUUUCACAAAAAACACCUGCACUUUAUCAUACUUAUCAAUAUCAAAAAGGAAGGAAACUUGGUGUAAUUAAGCUAAAUGAUCAACUUAUGAAACAGCUUGGAUCUCAGCCAUUACGUGGCAACAUUCAUCCUAGAUUAUUACCUAUGUUAGUUGAGCCUAAACCAUGGAUUUCAUGGGAUUCGGGAGGGUAUUAUUUAAGUAAAUCAAUAGUAAUGAGAUCCCGCGAUUCACCUGAACAAAUAAGCUAUUUAAAGACAGCAUCUGAAAGGAAUAAUUUAAAAUCAAUAUUUGAAGGUUUAGAUGUUCUUGGUUCUACUGCAUGGGCUAUAAACCGACAAGUAUUCGAUGUAGUUAGUGAGGUUUGGAAUUCUGGGCAAGAGUUUGCAGAAAUACCACCUAUUAGCUCGGAAAUAAUUUUUCCACCACAACCUACAAGCAAAGAUCCAGGAGAAAGAAUAUCAUGGCAAGUUACGUGCAAACAGAUUGCAAGAGAUGCUCAAAACAAACAGUCUAUAAGAUGUGAUAUCAACUAUAAAUUAGAAAUAGCUAGAGCUUUUCUUCAUGAAAAAAUGUAUUUUCCUCAUAAUUUGGAUUUUCGAGGAAGAGCUUAUCCUAUACCACCACACUUUAAUCAUCUUGGAAAUGAUCUUUGUAGAGGACUAUUAACAUUCCAUGAAGCGAAGGAAAUAGGAGAAUCGGGCCUAAGAUGGCUUAAAAUCCAUUUGGCAAAUGUUUGUGGAUUUGACAAAGAAAGUUUUAUAGAAAGAGAAGCAUUUACUACCGGGAACCUCAAAAAUAUUUUUGAUUCAGCAGAUAAUCCAUUAAAGGGCUCUAGAUGGUGGUUAACAUUUGAUGAUCCUUGGCAAACUUUAGCUGCCUGUUUUGAACUUACAGCAGCACUCCGUUCGUCAGAUCCAUAUAAAUUCAAAUCUCGUCUUCCUGUACAUCAAGAUGGAACAUGCAAUGGACUUCAGCACUAUGCAGCACUAGGAGGAGAUAUUUUAGGUGCACGGCAAGUAAAUCUUGAGCCCAGUAAUCGACCAUAUGAUGUAUAUACUAAAGUAGCAGAAUUAGUAAAUGAGCAAGUAGAAAAAGACGCAAAAGAAAAUAAUCAUUUAGCUGUUCUCUUACAAGGAAGAAUUACACGUAAAAUUGUCAAACAGACUGUUAUGACAAACGUUUAUGGAGUCACUUAUGUUGGAGCUCGUAAUCAAAUUCUUAAUCAAUUAAAGAAUAUAAACGAUCUUCCAAGAGGAAUGUUAUUUAAUCUUGCAUCUUAUUUAGCAAAAACGAUAUUUUCAUCUCUUAAAUCAAUGUUUACAGGAGCACAUAAAAUACAAGAAUGGCUUAAUGAAGCUGCUAAAAGAAUAUCAAAAUCAGUAAAUACAUCUCUCUCUGAUGAUAUAAAUCAUAUGACAAGUGUAAUUUGGACAUCUCCUCUCAAUUUACCUAUUGUUCAACCAUAUCGAAAAUUAUCUAAAAAGCAAAUCAAAACUAAUCUUCAAUCUAUUUUCAUUACAGAUCCUAAUAACAUAAAUCCUGUUGAUACUCGAAAACAGCAAACAGCAUUUCCUCCAAAUUUCAUUCAUUCACUUGAUGCAACUCACAUGCUAAUGUCAGCCGUUUCGUGUAAAAAUGCGGGCCUUACUUUUGCAUCUGUUCAUGAUUCCUAUUGGACUCAUGCUGCUGAUAUUGACAAUAUGAAUGUGAUUCUUAGGGAAACAUUUGUUAAGUUACAUGAAGAAAACAUUAUGGAAAAUUUAUUAAAUGAAUUUCGUGAAAGAUAUAAAGGUUAUAAAACAUUAAUUAGUAUUUCAAAGAGUAGUAAAGAAGGGAAAAAAAUACUUUCUGCUAGAAAAAAAAAAUUACAAGAAACAAAUAAAAUAUCAUUAAUCAACAAUGGUAAUAAAUCAGAAACAUAUGAGAAUUUAUCAACAGAAAAUACAUGUAUAGCAAAUAAUGAAAAAAAUACGGCUAAUUUAUUAGAUUUUACAUCAAAAAAAACGGAUUAUUUAAAUCUUGAGAAUUCAGAUUCUGCUUUAAAAGAAAAGGACAAGAGUACAAUAGAAACAAAAACUGAAAAUAAAGAAAGAAAGAGAGACUUAAUACAUGUAUGGGUAGAUCUAGAAUUUCCCCCAUUACCAAAAAAGGGAAGCUUCGAUGUUAGAAACUUAAGAAAUAGUAAAUACUUUUUUUCUUAAGAAUAAUAGGAUACAACAAAAGCAAAACAAGACAGAUCUUUGAC
Messenger RNA from Pneumocystis carinii B80, 3776 nucleotides. RefSeq lists its product as hypothetical. The transcript has 6 exons. The record is from RefSeq and is a predicted model, not a curated record. The coding region runs from base 298 to 3732 and encodes 1144 amino acids. Gene Ontology annotation, biological process: mitochondrial transcription. Gene Ontology annotation, cellular component: mitochondrial DNA-directed RNA polymerase complex. NCBI's taxonomy places the organism in Eukaryota, Fungi, Ascomycota, Pneumocystomycetes, Pneumocystales, Pneumocystaceae. Gene Ontology annotation, molecular function: DNA-directed RNA polymerase activity; mitochondrial promoter sequence-specific DNA binding.